CAAAAUGUCUAGUAAUCAGUUAGUAAUAUCUGAUAGUCUCAUUUUUUAUAUAAAUGGAAAAAAGAUCGUAGAAAAGAAUGCAGAUCCAGAAACAACGUUACUCACCUAUUUGAGGAAUAAUCUUCGUCUCACCGGUUCUAAACUAGGAUGUGGGGAAGGAGGGUGUGGUGCAUGUACAGUCAUGAUAUCGAAAUGGGAUGGCAGAAAUGGAAAACCGAGACACUUCGCAGUGAAUGCAUGUCUUGCACCGCUGGUUUCUGUGAAUAAAUGUGCAGUAACAACAGUAGAAGGAAUCGGUAGCACAAAAACUAAACUUCAUCAGAUCCAAGAAAGGUUGGCAAAGUUUCACGGAUCACAAUGCGGAUUUUGUACUCCUGGCAUAGUUAUGUCGAUGUACGCACUAUUACGUAACAAACAAAUUCCUUCUCUCAAAGAUAUCGAUACCUGUAUGCAAGGAAAUCUUUGUAGAUGUACUGGAUAUAGACCAAUUAUAGCAGGUUUUGAAACCUUCACGUGUGCAAUGGGCAAGAACUGCUGCAAAAUUGACAAAAAAAUCAAACCUACAGAGCAGCAAAUUGAAGCAGAACACAGCGAUACCAAAUGGCAGGCAUAUGACGAUUCACAAGAGCCCAUAUUUCCACCGGAACUUAUGCUCUCUGGCAAAUUGAAAAGUUCGUUUCGAUCAUUGAAAUAUGUUGGAGAGAAUGUAACAUGGCAUCAACCGACAAAUUUACAACAACUGUUGCUUUUAAAAAAUGAGCAUCCCGAGGCCAAAAUAGUAGUUGGAAAUACAGAAGUUGGAAUUGAAAUGCAUAUUAAAGGAAGAAAUUAUUCUCAAAUAAUAUCACCAACGAAUGUGAAGGAAUUGAACUGCAUGGAAGAAAUCGAUGAUGGUGUUUCCAUUGGCGCAGCGUGCAGUCUCAGCGAUGUUGAACAAUUUUUGAAAUCUGUGUCCAAGAAAAGAAGAAAACAAGAAACUCAAGUCAUUUGCUCAAUACUUGAAAUGCUAGAAUUGUUUGCUGGGAUGCAAAUUCGAAACGUAGCGUGCAUCGGUGGAAACAUCAUGACAGCAAGUCCAAUAUCAGACCUCAAUCCCAUUUUACUUGCGGUUGGAGCAAAACUAACUUUUGCUUCAUCAAGUUCUGGUUUGAGAGAAAUUCAAAUGGAUGAAAAUUUUUUUAUUGGAUACAGAAAAACGAACACAAGAAAAGAUGAGAUCUUGAUUUCAAUAAAAAUUCCAUUUCUUACUGAAGAUGACGUCAUGAAAGCAUUUAAACAAUCAAAAAGAAAAGAAGAUGACAUAGCUAUAGUAAACUCAGCAAUGCAUGUUGCUUUCGAACCUGGAACAAAAACGAUUGAAAAGCUAUCAAUUGCCUUUGGAGGAAUGGCAGCAAUAACAAACGCUGCAAAACAAACAAUGAAAAGAGUUGUUGGAAGAUCAUGGGACGAAAGACUGCUCCAUGACGUCUGCUCGUGGUUGGAUGAAGAAAUGAAACUAUCUCUUGAUGCUCCGGGAGGAAUGGUUCAGUAUCGGCGUACACUAGUGACGAGCUUUUUCUUCAAAUUUUACCAUUACACAUUGGAAGCUUUAUUGGAAAACGGGGUGGUGCAGGUUGAAAACAUCAAUAUAAGUCGAGUAAUAAUUGGUGAUUUAACAGCUGAAAACGAACAAUUCACAAGCACGCAGACGUGGCAAGAGGUACCUGAAGAUCAAGAUACAUAUGACACGAUCGGUCGUCCGAUUCCACACCUUUCAGGUUUAAAACAAGUAACUGGUGAAGCGCUAUACAUCGAUGAUAUUCCUCCCUAUAGAGAAGAAUUGCAUAUGGUACUGGUAUACAGUACAAGAGCUCAUGCAAAAAUAAUCAAUGUUGACCCCACCCCGGCACUGGAAUAUACCGGGGUGGUAUCAUUCGUGGACAAAAAUGACGUCAUUGGAAAAAAUGAUCUUGGCAUGUACGGCGAAGUGUUUGCCGACGGAAAGGUAUCAUGUGUGGGUCACGUCAUAGGAGCUAUUGUAGCCGACACACAAGCGCACGCAAUCAAAGCCAGUCGAAUGGUGAAAAUAACUUACGAAGAUAUAUUACCACGAAUUAUUACCAUUGAUGACGCUAUAUUGCACAACUCAUUUUCAAGCACCAUUAAAUUAAACAAAGGAAACGCUGAAGAAGAAUUUAAAAAUUGUGACAACGUCAUUGAGGAUGAGGCAAGAGUUGGUGGACAAGAACAUUUCUAUAUGGAGACUCAAUGUUGUAUUGCUAUUCCGAAAAAUGAAGACGGAGAAAUGGAAGUAUUUAGUUCAUGCCAACAUCCAACCGGAUUGCAAUCUAUGGCUGCAACAUGCCUGGGUGUUCAGAGGAAUAAGGUUACCGUUCGUACGAAGCGACUCGGCGGUGGGUUUGGCGGAAAAGAAUCUCGAUUUGGCGUCAUAUCGAAUCCUGCAGUUACAGCAGCAAGAAAACUGGGGAAACCAAUACGAUGCGUGUUGACACGACAAGAAGAUAUGCAAAUCACCGGUGGCCGACAUCCAUUUUUAGCAAAAUAUAAAAUUGGAUUUGACAACGAUGGCCGAAUCAAAGCACUGAAAAUAGAUCUUUACAGCAAUGGAGGGAAUUCAGAUGAUUUAUCUUAUGGAGUAAUGACAAGAGCUGUUACACAUGCUGACAAUUGUUAUAACGUGCCUCAUAUGGAAGUAACAGGACGUAUAUGCAGAACCAAUAUCGCAUCAAAUACUGCUUUCCGGGGAUUCGGUGGACCUCAGUCUAUGAUUAUAUCGGAAAGUUGGAUAACAAAAGUUGCUGAAACUUUGAAUAUGGACCCAGAAAUGGUUCGUGCAUUUAACAUGUAUACGGACGGCGACAAAGUUUUACACGGAUCCAUACUCAAGCAAUUUAAGGCAAAACGAUGCUGGGAAGAAUGUCUUGACAAAUCAAAUUUCCACAAUACUCAAAAGGAAAUUCGUGAGUUCAAUAAAACCUUCAGAUGGAAAAAACGAGGUAUUGCUUGUAUACCAUCUAAAUAUUCAGUUGGAUUCGGUCUUAAACAUUUGAAUCAGGGUUGCGCUUUGGUGCUAAUAUAUACCGAUGGAACAGUAUUAUUGUCACAUGGUGGAACUGAAAUGGGACAGGGAUUAGACACUAAAAUGGUUCAGAUGGCAAGUAGAUCAUUGGGAGUGCCUAUUGAUAUGAUACAUAUUUCUGAGUGUUCCACGUCGUCUGUACCGAAUGCAUCUCCAACAGCAGCAAGCACUUCAAGCGAUAUAAAUGGAAUGGCGAUCAAGGAAGCUUGUGAUAAAAUUAUGUCGAGACUUCAGCCGCUGAGGAAAUCUCAUCCCAAUAUUACUUGGGUGGAGCUCAUUAACAAAGCGUAUAUGGAACGCAUAAGUCUUUCGGCAACCGGUUUUUAUAGAACUCCUGGGCUAACUGACGAAUGGAAUCACAAAACUGGAACUGUGUCAGGAGAUAUGUUCAGCUAUCUUGCAUAUGGAGCUGCAGUUUCUCAAGUAGAAAUUGAUGUAUUGACUGGGCAUCAUGUUGUGCUGAAAACUGAUCUGGUUGUUGACGUUGGAAAUAGCUUGAAUCCCGCUAUUGAUGUUGGACAGAUCGAGGGUGCAUUUGCGCAGGGAUACGGCUUAGUAACUUUAGAAGAAAUGCUUCAUUCUCCUUCGGGACAUUUAUGGACUGUGGGCCCAGGAGCCUAUAAAAUACCAGGAUUUGCUAACACGCCAAAGCAUUUUAACGUACACUUGUUGCGGAGUUGUCCUAAUGAAAAGGCGAUUUAUUCUUCAAAGGCUGUUGGUGAGCCGCCAUUAUUUCUAGCUUCUUCCGUUCUUUACGCAAUUAAAGAUGCAAUAAAAUCCGCACGGGUGGAUGCUGGCAUGACUGGCGCUUUCAGACUUGACAGUCCGGCUACAGCUGAAAGAAUUAGAUUAGCUUGUGAGGAUGAUUUUGUUAGAAAGGCCAAACCAACUGAAGAUGAAAAUGGAUUGCAAGCUUGGGCAGUGAGGGCGUGAUUAUCAAGAAUUACAGCAUUUUCAAUGAGAAAAUGGCUUCUUCAUCUAAGAAUUGUAUAUUAUUAAUUUUAAUGCUCAGCAGUAUUAUAUAUAUAUAUAUAAGAGCAAUAAUCAAAUAUAUGGACACGCAUAACAAUUCCCUAAAAAUC
Styela clava is the source of this 4161-nucleotide messenger RNA. Lineage: Eukaryota; Metazoa; Chordata; Ascidiacea; Stolidobranchia; Styelidae. The record is from RefSeq and is a predicted model, not a curated record.